CGCUGCUGUCCCGCUGCGGAGGAGGUGAAGGUGGGAAGAGCCUCAGCCCCCGCCGGCCUCCGCCUCCGCUCCCUGCCCGGCCGUGCUGCGGCCCGGCUGCGGGAGAUGCGCGGCUGGGAAGAGCUUUACCCGCUCCCAGUGCCGCCCUCCUGGGUACCGGGGGCUGCUGUCGGGAUUCUUUCCUUGCACUUCAUCCAGAAGCUUCUCUUCCCCUACUUCUGGGCCGACCUGAGAUACCUGCUCAAAGUGUUGAUCUAUGGGCUGAGAAUGGAGAUGUACCGGCUGCAAGGGAGGGUUGUCACCGUCCUGGAUGAGUUUGUGAAGCUGGCGGAGAAGCAGCCGCACAAACCGUUCCUCAUCUACGAAGGGACCGUUCACACCUACAGAGAUGUGGACCGGAGGAGUAACAGGAUAGCGCAGGUCUUCCUGCAGCACGAGGCUCUGAAGAAGGGGGACACGGUGGCCUUGCUGAUGGGGAACGAGCCAGACUUCAUCCACGUGUGGUUCGGACUGGCCAAACUGGGCUGUGUGGUGGCCUUCCUCAACUUCAAUGUCCGCUUCAGAUCGCUCCUGCACUGUGUCAGUAGCUGUGAGCCCAAGAUACUGGUUGUGGGAGCAGAUUUGCUUGGGACUUUGGAAGAAAUUCUUCCUAAACUUCAGAAAGAUGUUAGUGUUUGGAUAAUGGCCAAGGACUCCACGUUUCCAAAUGUGCAUACCCUUUUGGACAAAAUAGAAGCUGCAUCUGAAGACCCUGUUCCAGUUAAUCGAUGCUCUGCCAACAACCUCAAGUCAGCUGUUCUAUAUAUAUUUACUUCGGGAACAACAGGUCUUCCAAAGGCAGCAGUCAUUAGUCAUUUACAGAUUCUUAAAGGAGCUGCUGGACUGUGGGCUUUUGGUGCUACUUCAAAAGACAUAAUUUAUAUUACUCUGCCUCUUUAUCACAGUGCAGCUUCUCUUCUUGGCAUUGGUGGAUGCAUUCACCUGGGUGCAACCUGUGUGUUAAAAAAGAAGUUCUCAGCCAGUCAGUUUUGGGGUGACUGCAGGAGGUACAAUGUGACUGUCAUCCAGUACAUUGGAGAACUCUGCCGUUACCUUUGCAAUCAGCCAGUGAAGGAAGGAGAAAAAAAUCACAAAGUCCGCCUAGCAGUUGGAAAUGGAGUAAGAAAUGAUGUAUGGAGGGAAUUUUUGGAGAGAUUUGGUGCUGUUAAGAUCUGUGAGUUCUAUGGUGCUACUGAGGGAAACAUUUGUUUCAUGAACCACACAGGAAAAAUUGGAUCUGUUGGGCGCACCAAUUUCUUCUAUAAGCUUUUUUUCCCAUUUGAUUUAAUCAAGUAUGAUUUCCAAAAAGAUGAACCAAUUAGAAAUAAGCAUGGUUGGUGUGAAAAAGUUAAGAAAGGUGAGGCUGGUCUUCUGAUUUCCAAAGUCAAUGCAAAGAACCCCUUCUUUGGUUAUGCUGGCAAUAAAAGACACACAGAAAAGAAAUUACUCUGUGAGGUAUUUAAGAAGGGAGAUCUUUAUUUUAAUACUGGAGAUCUCAUGGUUCAAGACCAUGACAAUUUUCUAUAUUUUUGGGACAGGAUUGGAGAUACCUUCAGGUGGAAAGGGGAGAACGUUGCCACUACAGAAGUUUCUGAUGUCAUUGUAAUGUUGGACUUCAUACAAGAAGCAAAUGUGUAUGGUGUGUCUGUGCCAGAUCAUGAAGGAAAAGCAGGAAUGGCUUCUCUUAUUUUAAAGCACAAUGCUUCAUUAGACUUGGAGCAAAUGUAUAAGCAAGUAGUGACCUAUCUACCAAGUUAUGCUUGUCCCCUUUUCUUAAGAGUCCAGGAAAAAAUGGAAAUGACGGGAACAUUCAAACAGCAAAAAUUUCGGCUUGUGGAUGAAGGUUUUAAUCCAUCUACAAUUACUGAUCCUCUUUAUUUUUUAGACAAUUCUAAGAAAGCAUAUGUCUUGUUAACCAAAGAAUUACAUGAGAUGAUCGUAUCUGGGAAAAUUAAGCUUUAAUUAAUUGACCAUGUAAUAGGCUAUUACAGUAUAGUUUGUACAAGCUCUUGUAUGAGAAAACAAUGCAAUUAAUCACCAGUAUUUAUACAUAAUUAUCCAGAAUAAUGUUUUUUAUAUUUGAUAUUUACAUUCAGAUAUGUCUUUUCUUACUUGAUCAUUAUUUUUUACUAAUCACUUUUUACCUCUUGAGACAAAUUUCUAAGCAAAUAACCUGUAAAACAUAACUGACAUCUAUUUUAUAUUAACUUUGUAAUAUAAAUCCUGAA
Lonchura striata (white-rumped munia) is the source of this 2267-nucleotide messenger RNA. It is a transcript of the gene SLC27A6, whose product is annotated as solute carrier family 27 member 6. Gene Ontology annotation, cellular component: endoplasmic reticulum membrane; plasma membrane. Gene Ontology annotation, biological process: long-chain fatty acid import into cell; long-chain fatty acid metabolic process. The record is from RefSeq and is a predicted model, not a curated record. Lineage: Eukaryota; Metazoa; Chordata; Aves; Passeriformes; Estrildidae. Gene Ontology annotation, molecular function: long-chain fatty acid transmembrane transporter activity; long-chain fatty acid-CoA ligase activity.